Messenger RNA from Lathyrus oleraceus (garden pea), 444 nucleotides. Its product is annotated as extensin-like. NCBI's taxonomy places the organism in Eukaryota, Viridiplantae, Streptophyta, Magnoliopsida, Fabales, Fabaceae. The record is from RefSeq and is a predicted model, not a curated record. The transcript has a single exon. The coding region runs from base 1 to 444 and encodes 147 amino acids.
AUGCUGAAUGAAACCACCUCACCUUCAUCAUCACCAUCUCCUCAAUCCCCACCUUACUACGAACUCUCUUCUGAUACCGAACCAUCUGACCCCCAAUCCCCCACUCUGGCUCAACUCCAAGCUUGUGCUCUGGCCUCUCAACAGCCAUCAUAUCCUGAACCUGAACCAGAAGUCACUUCCCCACCUCCAGAACAUCCAAAUCCAACCACAUAUGAACCACCUCAAACACCACCUGAACAACAACCAACCCACUCUGAACCACAACCAACCCACUCUGAACCACAACCUGAACUAUCCUCACAGACCCACUCUGACAUACCACCACCCAUCACUUCCGCUGACCCAACAACUCCCACACUUAAUCUAAGUGCCCCAAACUCACCAUCCUCACCCUCCCUAGCCUCUGCCACUGAACCAGAAACUACCAUUCCUACCCUUGAAUAA